UUUCCGGUCGACAUUGUUUUGAGUGUCUACUCGUGUGAAGAUUGGUGAAUUUGCGCGCUCGCAACCACAUUUUUUGUAAUUCUUCGGCUUUUUUUUGUGGAAAAUAAUAUGGCUGAACCAGGUCCUAAUAAGGACAACAUCAGAGCUGGAUGCAAGAAAUGUGGAUAUCCGGGCCACUUGACCUUUGAGUGUCGAAACUUUGUCAGAGUUGACCCACAGAAAGACAUCGUUCUGGAUGUGAGCAGCACCAGCACUGAGGAGAGUGAGGAAGACUCGCCUGUGGUUCAGCGCACCGUGAAAAUGAGGCGAGGUGCCCAGCAACACAGAGGUUCUGAUGAUGAUGACGAUGACAAACUUAAGAGGCGCAAACUGAAGAAGAGCAGAGACAGGAAUUCAAGAAAGAGAUCUGCUUCAUCGUCAAGUGAUGGGAGGACCACAAAGAAGAAAAAGAAACAGAGCAGAUCUGACUCCUCAUCUGAAGAAGAGGAGAGGGGAAAGAAAAAGAAACUCAAAAGCCACAAGAAGAAAAGCAAAAAGAACAAAAAGGAACACGGGAAAAACCACAAGAAGAAACAGAAGAAGAGGAAACAGGAGUCGUCUUCUUCCUCAUCAAGCUCCAGUGACUCUUCAGACAGUGACUGAGACUUAUAAACUGUACAGUUUAUGGAGGUCCGGCGUAUUUAGCUCUCAGUACACAAAACGUUUGUUAAACAGACAUUGUGUCAAAGAAGAACCUCAUACUGGCCCAAACAGUCUAUUAGUGGAGACCAGGAUUUAAACCAGUUAGUGGCUCAGACACACUGGAAAAUCCAGCGCUCUGAAGAUAAGAGUUUAUCACAAAUCAUGUAAAUGAAAAAAAAACAAAAACAUUUUGGACCCUUUCAAAUUUGUCUUGAAAGUUGUUUUAAGUCAAGGAACAUGUUUAGCUAUAGUGUUACUUUUUACUUCCAGAAACAGUCAUUUUCUAUUAGACAUGUAAAGUCUAUAUUACAUUCAAGUAAACUGUUUUCAAAGCCAAAUUCAGAAAAAUAAGGAUGAAAUGCCUAGAUAUUUGUUUGUGAUUAGUUCCUGUUAUAAGGGUGUGGUCUUGUAUUGUACUUUUAUCUCAGAUUUUUACUU
This is a messenger RNA of Labrus bergylta (ballan wrasse), 1119 nucleotides long. Lineage: Eukaryota; Metazoa; Chordata; Actinopteri; Labriformes; Labridae. The record is from RefSeq and is a predicted model, not a curated record.